This is a messenger RNA of Schizosaccharomyces osmophilus, 1374 nucleotides long. It is a transcript of the gene sfc1, whose product is annotated as transcription factor TFIIIC complex A box associated subunit Sfc1. The transcript has 2 exons. Gene Ontology annotation, biological process: transcription initiation at RNA polymerase III promoter. Gene Ontology annotation, cellular component: transcription factor TFIIIC complex. Bases 1 to 1374 code for a protein of 457 amino acids. NCBI's taxonomy places the organism in Eukaryota, Fungi, Ascomycota, Schizosaccharomycetes, Schizosaccharomycetales, Schizosaccharomycetaceae. The record is from RefSeq and is a predicted model, not a curated record.
AUGUCUGUGAAAACGAACAUAUCAGAGAAAGAAUACACUUCGAUUGAACAUCCUGGGCUGAUAAAAAAUGAGUCGACGUUUUACGAAACCUUAGGUGGGGUUCCUGAAAUACAAAAGGCUGUUUCAACAUCAUUUCGCAACCCCAAACAUGCACUAUUGGAGCUGAAACUGCGACCGCAAGAUCAUUAUCAUCACCCAGUACAAGCAAAACUGAGACAGAGAAACGAUAUAUUGGUUCGAGUCAAGAAGAACGGGGAAAUCAAUAGCGCCGGUAGAAUUCGUCAUGCUUUUGUUUUUCGAGACAUGGCUGACUUUCAAUACAGCACGGAAAAUUCCCCAUUUACAAAAAAGUUAGAUGCUUCUUUGCGCACAUUGGACUUUGAUGCAAUUAGCAAAUUCAAUAUAGACUUAUCACCAGUGCAACGUGAUAAUUUAGACAUGCCACCUCCCCCUCUUUUCUCACAGGUACCUCUUCCAACAUUCUAUAAUUAUCAGCAAAAUCCUCUUGUAGGACGCGUGCGUUUGCCCGAUGGUUCAACAACAAUAAUGAAUCUCAAAGGACAAUGUCGUGUAUGGAUCAUCACAGCCAAUAUGAAUGUUGAUCACGUCCCUACUUUAAAGCAUCAGAAGCUUUCGGAAUCCCCAAGCAAAACUGUUCAGGAAGUUAUUGAUGCAAUAAAACCCUUGUUUCACGAUCGUCCUAUAUGGACGCGUCGAGCUCUGCUAAAUCACAUUGAUCCUUCCUAUCUGCAUUAUCUAAAGUUUGCGUUGCCUUACAUCUCCUAUUUAUGGUCCUCAGGUCCAUUCCGCGAUACAUAUACCAUUUUUGGCUACGACCCUAGAAAGGACCCUAAAGCAGCCGCAUACCAAGCCCUCUUCUUCAAAUUAAGAUUGAACAAAAACCAGAAAGGACACAAAAACCAUAUUUUUGAUGGUAAAACACCCUAUCCCUUGAACCGUAUUUACCAAAUAUGUGAUAUAACCGAUUCACAGAUUUCCUCUUUACUAAAGGAUUCUCCUUUACGGUCUGAAUGUCACCGCGAGACAGGCUGGUACAGAAGUGGUAGAUUCUACAAAAUUAGGGACUUGAUGCGUGAAAAACUGUACGCUUUGAUUGAAGGCAGACGACCUUCAGCUGUUACCCUCGAUGCUCUAAUGAACGCUGAAGAAGUGGAUGUUUCUGACAAAGAAACGAAUGAAGAGGAUAAAGCUACCUCAGCGAAAGACAUUACAUUGGAACCUGAGGACUACACGUCUUCUGAUGCCCGGGUAAAUGAACUCAUGAAGAACUUGAUGGAAAGAAGCCAGGAACAUGAAGGCUUUGAUGAGUUAUACGAUUUUGACGAAGAUUAUGAGGAUAUAUUUGGCGAGUAA